Messenger RNA from Myxocyprinus asiaticus (Chinese sucker), 3277 nucleotides. Its product is annotated as soluble guanylate cyclase 88E-like. The transcript has 15 exons. Gene Ontology annotation, biological process: response to oxygen levels; cGMP biosynthetic process; nitric oxide-cGMP-mediated signaling. Lineage: Eukaryota; Metazoa; Chordata; Actinopteri; Cypriniformes; Catostomidae. The record is from RefSeq and is a predicted model, not a curated record. The coding region runs from base 1 to 2043 and encodes 680 amino acids. Gene Ontology annotation, molecular function: oxygen sensor activity; guanylate cyclase activity; heme binding. Gene Ontology annotation, cellular component: guanylate cyclase complex, soluble.
AUGUAUGGCCUGUAUUUGGAAGCAGUGAAUGACUACAUAAAUGAAUCAUAUGGAGAGGACGUAUGGAGGCUAAUUGAGGCCAGAGCCGAAAUCCCUCACCUCAAAUUUGUUCGCCAUCAGAUGUACAAUGAUAAUCUGAUUCUAAGGCUGGCGAAGGCAGCUGGGGAAGUUUUAGGAAAAACUCAUGAUGAGCUGAUGUAUGCUUUCGGGGUCUAUAUGGUCAAGCGGAUAGGAAACUACGGCUAUGAGAGGAUCCUAAAGGUACUGGGGCGCAAUGUUCGAGACUUCAUCAAUGAGCUGGAUAACCUGCACGAGUAUUUCCGUUUCUCCUUCCCAAAAGUCCAGCCACCCAGUUUCUGUGUGGAGGAGGAAUGUGAGACCAGCCUUACUCUGCACUACCGAUCAACCAGGAAGGGCUUCACACAGUUCGUCAAAGGACAGCUCUCUCAGGUGGGCCGACAGUUUUACAACACAGACAUUGAGGUGGAGAUUCUGUCCAAAGAGGAAACAGAGAAAAUGACAUAUGUGGUGUACAAGAUGAAUUUUGACAAUGCUGCAUUUAAGCACCGUAUGCCCCAGCAGAAAACAGCUCCAGGCUAUGAGAAACUGCCCAUGAAGCGAGGAAUCUUCUUUGACAUGUUCCCCUUCAGCGUGAUCUUCCGCAGGGAUAUGACCAUGUAUCGAAUUGGAGAUGGUUUGAAAGAAGUGUUUUCUGAUCUGCAGGGCAAAAAGGUCAAUGAGGAGUUUACACUGGUGCGGCCCAUGCUGGAAUUCAGCUGGGAUAAUAUCUACACCCAUCUCAACAAUGUGUUUGAGCUACUAUCUAAGGCUGUGGUUGAAAGCAAACAGAAGGUCAACAUCCCCAAACUCAGCAAAGAAGAACCAGAGGAGAAAGAGGAGAGUGAGAAACCCAAAAAGGAAGAGAGAGACAUUAAGGUGAUGGAGGAAAUGAAGGGGACGGAUCAGGAAUACUGCAGCGCUCUGACUCAGUACAACAGCUCUGCUAAUUCUGGAGGAGAAGACAUUGAGCUGCUGGCUUUUCAGACUGUCACUGGUAAGUGCAGUGAAACCAUAUUUGAAGACAUGCGAGAGCCCCCUAAAAAGCCUCUUCACCUAAAGGGCCAGAUGAAGUACGUCCCUCAGUGGGACUCGCUAAUCUUCCUUGGAACUCCCAUUAUUGAGACAGUAGAGGACAUGAUAAAAAUGGGUGUUUACGUCAAUGAUUUAAACCUGCACGACUCGAGCAGAGAGCUCAUCCUGGCCGGAACACAGCAAUCAGCCGAACUGCAACUGGCACUUGACCAGGAGCAGCAGAAGUAUGCACAGCUGCAGGAGAUCAUUAAAAAGUUGGAUGAGGAGAAGAAAAGAGGAGACUCCCUGCUGUACGCCAUGAUACCCAAAGCAGUGGCAGACAGACUACGCAAGGGAAUUACAGCCCUGGAGACAUGUCAGGUGUUCCCAGAUGUGACCAUCCUGUUCAGCGAUGUGGUGAAGUUUAACGAGAUCUGUAUCCACAUCACCCCCAUGCAGGUGGUGGACAUGCUGAAUGAGAUCUAUAUAGUUUUUGACACACUCAGCGAGAAGCACAAUGUUUAUAAGGUGGAGACCAUCAGGGAUGCCUACAUGGUCGUGGCAGGUGUGCCAAAUAAGACCACGUUCCAUGCCCACCACAUCUGUGACAUGGCUCUAGAUAUGUUGAGUUCCAUCGAUCACCUGAAAGACCCUUCCACCGGGGACAAUAUCCAGAUUCGCGUGGGUAUUCACUCUGGGAUGGUGGUUGCAGGGGUGGUGGGUUUGAAGAUGCCCAGGUAUUGUCUGUUUGGGGACACGGGCAUGCAAAUCCACAUUAGUCAGACCACCAAAGACCAUCUCGAGCAUGAGCCAUACAACAUUGAGGAACGAGGAAAGAUUUUUGUUAAGGGUAAAGGUUAUAUGAAGACAUACUGGCUGAAGGGAAAGAAGGAUCUCUCCUUUAAGACUCCAGCAGAGCUCAGAUACAGCACUGAGCAGAAAGAUUCUGAGGAUAGAAGCUCAAAUGGGUGAGGUGAAUGGGAAAAUACAUAAAAUCAUAAUAUUUAUGUGAUCUAAGCAUUGAUUAUUUUACAUUUAUGCAUUUGGCAGAUGCUUUUAUCCAAAGCGACUUACAGUGCUUUCAAGUUAUAUACUUUUAUGUUUUAAGUAUGUUCACUGGGAACUGAACAUGUGAGCUUGGUAUUUCUAGCGCCAUGCUUUACUAGUUGAGUAUCAGGAACAGGAUUAUAUGACUAAACAUUACAUGCUUUUUGGUUUUAAAUGAUCUGCAACCAUGAAUGAAGCAUUUUGAUGCCUGAAACCCAGUAGCGGUUCUAGCUUGUAUGGCGCCCUGGGCGAAACCCGCUUCAACACACAUCCAAAGUUGUUGACCGGGGGGGUCUGUGUGGGAGCCUCAUGCCGCUCCCCCGCAAGAUGCCGCCCUGGGCAACUGCCCAUGUCACCCAUGCCUAAAUCCACCACUGCUGAAACCUAAUAAUGAUAUGACUUACCUAAAAUUUUAGAGGAUCGCCUUGUUUUUCCUUCUUCCAAAAUAAACCUGACAAAAAAGGCAUACCAGUUUUCCUUCACUUCUCUUGUUUGUCUAUUGUUGUCUUGUCUUCCCUAUGUUUCUGUGUACUUCAAUCUUCAAUGUAUGUCUUUUCUUCAGUUCCACUUGCACCAACAGCAAACAUUCCCCUUCUAACCUGAACAUCCCCAAUGAUGAGGAGCAGGCUGAAGGCAAGCCAACUCCCACUGACUUGCCCCCUGACACUCUGCCACCAUUAGAGGGCGCUCCAGACUCAGGCACAUUAACCAAUGAGUCCCAGGACCAAGAAAAGGCUAAAAAGACAAAGAAUAACAAAGGAGGGAAGGCCAAGAAUUCUUUGGGUAAUGCACAGGAGAGCACUCCCCCCGCUGGUGGUCAGGAGAACACAGCUCUGGAGUUGAACAACAAAAAGCAUAGUUUAAGAAGCCAAUACUCACGAUUACCAGCCAAUCUCCCCAUGAGAAGCACAGCCUGCAAUCUGCUGUGAGAAUCCAGAAAAGAUUGCUGUGAUUGUAUAUCACAGAACAACUGGCAACAAAGACUUCACAUUUUUCCAGCUUGUUUCACAGACAGAUGAUUUGUUAAAUCAGAUCAGUUCUAGAUUGUUCAGACAACUUCAUUCGUGGCAGCAAUUCUGGGAUUCUAGGUGAGUGAAUCUGAAUGAAGAAUCUAGCUGUGGAACAUAUACCUAAUAGUUUUCCAUGCAGACUUCCAUUU